AUCAUAAAAACAAAUUUUACAAAAGUGAAAAUAAUUGAAACGAGUAAUUUGCCUCGGGAAAUAAUACAGCAAAAGUUCAUUUCCAAUUUCAACCGUUUUUUGCCACUAUCGUGUCGAAGAAGGCCGUGUGACAUUUUAAUCCCAUUCAAAACAACAAAUACGUCUGAAAAUUAAGAAUUAGUCGUCUGAGAUCUCCAAACACGCUGUAUAAUGUCCUGCUCAAAACUGUUUAACUACACAUUCCACACGUUGGGAGGGGGCAUGGCUAGCAGUUAUCUCAAAGGUAAUCCAAUGCAGCCGAUGAUGGGUUCGCACCACCAGUACCACGGACCCGUCCCAGCGCUGACAACCCCUUUUGGCCUAUCGCAUCACCUGGAUUCUGCAAUACCAUAUCCUCAAGGUAUGAAUCCACGCAAGCAGAGACGAGAACGGACCACGUUCACGAGGGCACAACUCGACGUUUUAGAGGCUUUAUUCGCCAAGACGCGUUACCCGGACAUCUUCAUGAGGGAGGAGGUGGCGCUGAAGAUCAACCUGCCGGAGUCCAGAGUUCAGGUAUGGUUCAAAAACCGACGAGCCAAAUGUCGCCAGCAGCUCCAACAGCAACAGCAACAGCAGGCGGCUGCGGGCACGAAGAACAGCGCCGGUGGUAACAAGUCAUCCAACAAAUCCAUAAAGUCUUCGCCGUGCUCCCCGAUCGGCUUGGACGAAGUCAAAACAGAGCCGCUGGUCAAAACGUGCUCCCCGAUCGGCGGAGGAAGUGCAGCGAGUUCGGGCGUCGGGACUCCGAGUCCCCCUCUGACUCCGGCGUAUCCGCAGCACAGCACCGACCUGCCGGCAUGGUGCUGGAGCCAGGGGCAGAACUACCCCCAGGGCUACUCGUACUACGGGAACGUGCACGAUUACUUCCCUCCUCCUGGACCGUCCCAGCAGGUUUACGGAGGCGGUGCCGCUUCCGGCUACGAUUACCACCAUCACGGCCAUCAUCCGACCAGCUACGCUCCUCCGCCGAACAGGCAGACCGACUGUGCUCACGAACCGCCGGCUCACACUUACAUGCACGAUAAGUACCCUGUCGUCUAGUCCUCAAUAAACAUAUCCUGUAAAUAAUUCUGCUUUGUUGUCCUUUUUUGUGAUAUGUUAUCUGGACAAACAAUAUUUGUUGUGUAAAAGAGGCACUGAACAAAGUGGAAUAGGACGAUGAGGAAAUCGUAAUUUUUUAGUUUGUUUUUCGCGUCGACAAGACAAGUUAUUUCAUUUUGUUUUUGUCAAGUGACUUUCUUAUUUAAAUGUGAAGCAGUUGUAAAUAAUUUUAUUACUAUAUAAAUAAAAUAUGUAAAUACGGUUAGAUGUUUCGAAAAGUAUAAAAGACAAAAAAA
Messenger RNA from Cimex lectularius (bed bug), 1379 nucleotides. RefSeq names its product homeotic protein ocelliless-like. NCBI's taxonomy places the organism in Eukaryota, Metazoa, Arthropoda, Insecta, Hemiptera, Cimicidae. The record is from RefSeq and is a predicted model, not a curated record. Gene Ontology annotation, molecular function: RNA polymerase II cis-regulatory region sequence-specific DNA binding; DNA-binding transcription factor activity, RNA polymerase II-specific. Gene Ontology annotation, cellular component: nucleus. Gene Ontology annotation, biological process: regulation of transcription by RNA polymerase II. The coding region runs from base 211 to 1083 and encodes 290 amino acids. The transcript has 6 exons.